AUGUCCUCAGUCACCCAGCCGGACAGCUCGGCCCUAGGAGGCGAGAAGACGCUUGCAGCCGUUGACGCCGAAACGCCGCCGCGUCGGGAGUUGUUACAGGAGCUGCUACCGCGCCCGACGGCGACGGCGACCGACCGGGAUGGUCGCGUCGGCGAAGAAGAAGUGGAUGGCGUGCUGGCUAGCCCGACGGGCGUUGCUGAUGGUGGUGGUGGUGGUGGUACCGCUGACGCCGGGGCGGUGGUAUCCGACUCAGAGACUGCUGCUGCUGAUGCUACCCCCGUCGACGCCAGCCUGAUGCCAACCCAGCAUCUUUCCGUCUCGUGGUCCGAGAUCUCCCUACACCUCGACGACGUGGACGAGGGUGGUCGGAAAAAGGCGACUACGGCGAAAGACCUCGAAUCGAACAGCCCCGUCCGAACUCUGUCGUCGACCACCCCAUCAUUUCGGGAUGUCCGCGGGAACAGCAGCUCCUCCAAAGCCUUCGGCAGCACCAGGUCGGCCAUUACCAGUCUCGAGGUCUCGGACUUGUUCGAGAAGAUCCGGAACUCGACGAGAGGGGGCUACGCCAGCGGUUCCGGCCUGUUCGGCGGCAGGGGCAGGCGGCAGCGGUGCCCGACGUCUCCCUCCCGGCCAGAUGGCUCCCGGGACGCACCUUUUCGCUCGGGGCUCGUCAGUGGUAACGACAAGAACAGCAGCGGCGCCGACAACGACGACGGCUUCCCUGCGGCGGAGGAACUCGAUGGCGACAUGGACAGAGGAGGCUUGGCAGGAGCCCUGAGGAGACAUUCUGGAACAUUCCCCACGUCCUCCGCCACGUUUUCCCCCAUGGUGUCGGCGGCCGCCAGGGCUAGGCGAGAGGCCGAGGUGGACGCGGAGGAGGGCUUCGUGUGGGCCACAAGCCUACCGGCAGCGACCGCCGUGGUUGCGGGGGCAGCGGACACGGGUGCAGCAAAGGUGGUAGCCGGCGCCGAUGGACAAUCUUUGGCGCUACCCUGUCCGCCCUCGGACGAGGAAAAGGUGAUCUACCACAACACCGGACGAUUUGGGCUCGUCACCUGCGCCAUGACCUCGUUCGUCACGCUGACGUGGGGCAUAUGGCUCUUCACCAUCGCUACCCCGGCCUUCUACUGCUACCGCGAUUUCGUCACUCCGGGUAGCGCGACCUGUUCCGUGACAUGUGUGGUGUUCCAACCUGACCAUAGAGAAAAUGACCGCACACCUGGGGAAACACCCUUCUUCCGAACUGUCGUUUUCUCUGAACGCCUCAGACCUUGGGGUGGCCAUCUGGGGCAAGGAUUUCAAGCCGAGGUUCAUGCAGAAAUGCUGAAGACGUCGGAGGAGAAGGGCUACCGGCCCUCGGUGGACGUGUUCCUGCCCGUGUGCAAGGAGCCGCUGCGCCUGCUCGCCAACACGUGGAAGUACGUGGCCGCGAUGGACUACCCCGACUUCAAGGUGUUCCUGUUGGACGACGGCGCCAGCGAGGGGGUCCAAGCCCUCGCAUCGACGUUUGGGGCGGACUUCUUGCAGGAGACCGUGCCCUAUCUCGGCGAGGACCCCACCAUUGGCAUCGUUCAGACGCCGCAGUUCUUCCGACACCGCAAGGAGCAGACGUGGGUGGAGCAAGGGGCUGGUAUCUCGCAAGAAUUCUUCUACUGCAUGGCGCAGAUGAACCAGGACAGGUUCAACGCGGCCGUGUGCGUGGGGUCCUGCGGACUGUACCGCAGGGCGGCCUUGGAGCCUUUGGGGUACGCGAGCAUCUCCCCGCGAACCUCCUUUUGCCCGCCCGUGCCACCUACUGCCUUUCCGUUGUCCCCGUCCCGUGCCCAUCCUCGCGUGCUGUCGUCCUCCAAAUGCCAGCUUCUCUUCGUGGCCCCGCUGCCGAUCAUGCUCCUGGUGUGGGUGGAGGCUGACGGGGUGCUCUGGUACCACUCCGGGUUCGUGAUGCCGUCGCUCAUCUUUGCCGGGAUCGUCCUCCCCCUUUGGUCCAAGCAGCACUACGGGAUGUCCUCGCACCGUAUCAAGAUCAUCCAAUAG
Molecule: messenger RNA, 2034 nt
Organism: Ectocarpus sp. CCAP 1310/34
Lineage: Eukaryota; Phaeophyceae; Ectocarpales; Ectocarpaceae
Source: the annotation of a GenBank genome assembly